Messenger RNA from Aspergillus glaucus CBS 516.65, 918 nucleotides. RefSeq lists its product as uncharacterized. NCBI's taxonomy places the organism in Eukaryota, Fungi, Ascomycota, Eurotiomycetes, Eurotiales, Aspergillaceae. The transcript has 3 exons. Gene Ontology annotation, biological process: D-sorbitol catabolic process. Bases 1 to 918 code for a protein of 305 amino acids. Gene Ontology annotation, molecular function: L-iditol 2-dehydrogenase (NAD+) activity. The record is from RefSeq and is a predicted model, not a curated record.
AUGCAUACAAAUGCGGAAAACCCAUCAUGCCUCCUUUACGGCCCGCUAGACGCCCUUUUCGAGCACCAGCCAUAUCCUGAAUUGACUGGUCUGCAUAAUGUUAUAGUUGGCAUUGCCCACACCGGCAUUUCCACUAGCUAUGGGCCACGAGGCAUCCAGUAUAUCUGUGCAGUGGUAUCAACCAUCAAAUCUCUUCUUCCUGGCGACAGAGUUGCAAUCGAACCCCGAUAUCCCUGUCGCCGCUGUGAGAAUUGCAAGUCCGGUCACUAUGACCUCUGCCCGGAGAUGAAGUUCGCCGCAGACCCUCCAAAGCGACACGGUACGCUUACCAAGUACUUUCUCACCCCAGCCGACUUCUGUUACAAAAUUCCAGGUAGUAUGAGAUUGGAAGAAGCAGUCCUAAUGGAUUCAUUGGCGAUGGCGGUCCAUGCAGUUAGGCUGGCAGACGUGAGGUUUGGAAAUCGUGUCAUUGUGUUUGGUUCCGGGGCUGUGGGGUUAUUCUAUGCUGCUGUGGCUAGGGAAUUUGGCGCGUCGACGGUGAUUUCGGUGGAUGUACUCGCGCGCAGGUUGGAGUUUGCUCGGAAAUUUAUCGGAAGCAGUGUCGGAAGGAAUUUCGUGCCAAAUCACUUCCUUAGUGUGGAGGAGGUUGUCCGACAGCUAAUAAGGCUAGGAGAGGGAGCAGAUAUCGCCAUUGAUACAUCUAGAGUAGAAGCCUCACUCCAGACUGCCAUCUUCUCGUUACGAAAUAGAGGCACAUUUUUUUCAGAGAUGUGCGAAAAGGUGAUAACAGCAAAUGGAUGUUUUCGGUACGGGGCUGGGGAUUUUGAUUUGGGAAUACAACUUGUGACCCAAGGGAAGAUACAAUUGGCCGGAUUGGUCAUGGACAUUUUCCCAUUCGAGGGGGCUACGGAGGCAUGA